This is a messenger RNA of Cladocopium goreaui, 501 nucleotides long. The record is from the annotation of a GenBank genome assembly. NCBI's taxonomy places the organism in Eukaryota, Dinophyceae, Suessiales, Symbiodiniaceae.
AUGGUAUCCAAGGAAGAUGAGAACCAGGCAGAGAAGUUCAUCCAAGCUUUAAAUGCAAUCAUCAAAGAAGACCUUGAUCCAGAGCGACAUUGUUUUGCGAAGCUUUUUGGCAGCAUGAGCACUGGAUUUGGGACAAAAGGCUGCGACUUUGACGUGGUCAUUUUGAGUGCCAAUACGCCUGAGUCUGAAUCCACUGAAGACAACAAAGAUGUCUUGAUGAAGCUCAGGAAGAUUCUUUUGGACAAGCCAGACUUUGAGAUCAAGAACGUCAUCCUGACAGCACGUGUGCCCAUACUGAAGUUGGAGUAUGGAGGUCGUGACGUUGACGUUUCAGUGAACAAUGAGAAGGCGUUGAAAAACUCACGUUUGCUCCACGCAUAUGCGCAGUUGGAUCCCUUAAUCGCAGAGAAGCAGGGCCGCAAGCAGAAUAGCCCGGAUCAGUUACAAAAUUCUUUCAAUUAUCAGACGCAAAGCAAGGUGAAGGUGAAGGUGAAGGUGUGA